AUGUCUUCUUAUCGAGAUUCUUAUUUCCAGUACCAACACUAUAUUGAAAGUUAUCAUACGUUAUAUGUUGAAUGGAAUGAUGAUAAGUUCCCUCUGAUCGAGGAGGAGUUUGGUAAUAAAGCUGGCCUUGACACGGAUAAGGCCCAUUUAGGAAAUGCCGACCGCUCGAUCUCUAGUAACAAUGUCGACAACGAUACGAUAAACCGUAGCGGGAGCGGGAUCGAUGGGGUGAACAACAACAUGGGUUAUUGGGACCAAUUCCACGAUGAGGAAGACUGGGAAUUAUUUAGAUCGUUCCACCUGGGUUCGAACGGUAUUGUGACAUUUAAUAUUAUGAAUGGGAAUAACGAUAAUGGAGGCGGCAAUGGAUACAUAGACAACGAUAACGUGACCAUUGAUUUCGAUGACAUAGCUGGUCAGGUGUUAAUCAAAGGAGCUAAACAUUUGAAAGAUGGUUUGCAACCAGAAAGCAGGUUCCAUACGCGCAAUGCAGGAAACAAUAAUAUAUUUGACUUUGAAAAUAAUAACCUGGUUAACAACCACGAUGGAACAGCGGAGGACCAGCCGAGCAGCCAACAAGACAUGAAUUCGAACCAAGAGGAAUCUGAUGAUAGCAAGAGCCCGCAAAACACCAAAUACAUACAGAUACGCAACGACGCGGUCCCAGAAACUGUGUCUGGAAUCAUAUUCAGCCAACAAAGGGGAGCCCUGCAAAUUGCAAGAAAGAGGUGUAACAAUUGGAACGAUUGGGUGUAA
Molecule: messenger RNA, 756 nt
Organism: Tetrapisispora phaffii CBS 4417
Lineage: Eukaryota; Fungi; Ascomycota; Saccharomycetes; Saccharomycetales; Saccharomycetaceae
Gene: SWM1
Product: Swm1p
Exons: 1
Coding region: 1-756 (251 amino acids)
Source: RefSeq, a predicted model, not a curated record